Messenger RNA from Dermacentor andersoni, 1934 nucleotides. NCBI's taxonomy places the organism in Eukaryota, Metazoa, Arthropoda, Arachnida, Ixodida, Ixodidae. The record is from RefSeq and is a predicted model, not a curated record.
GCAUAAACAACUUCGCCGUAAAAAGUCGAUAAAAUUGUCGGUAACAACACUGACGCGCCAAAGCAAGUAGAUAAUUUUGAAACUGUCCCAUGCGAUUCCCGAGCGGCGCCGCGAGCAAUCGUGAACUGGGCGUGGCAUUAUCAGCGUGAUAGUAGCAUUUGCAAGAGUUGAGAGGACAGGGUGCUGGCAACGUUUGGAAGUUUCCGUAGAACCGUCGGCACAACGUUUGCCGGUCGACGUAUGCGCUGUUCGCCAUGGCUUCUCAAGACCAGCGAUACACACUGUGCGGUUUUACCAUGGAACUGGACUGGAGACCUUUGCAUUUCGCCGAGCGUAUUCCUGCGCACAGAAUAUGUAGCGCAUGUGGUGUGCUGCCCAGAGAGACCGUUUUUCUGCCCUGUCGAGACGUGCUGUGCAGAAGCUGCUACGAGCAGUGCCAAGUCGACGAUGGAUACGCCUGUCCACUGGACGGUGACCAGUUUCUUCCAGAAGAGGCAGAGUGGAGAGACUUUCCUAUGGAGAACCUGCUCAGGCGGAAGGUAAAAUGCUGGAAUGAAGAACGUGGCUGCGACAUCCUUUUAGCGGCGUCAGAGCUUACCAAACAUUUUUGCAAUGACUGUGACCACCACUCUAUGUUGUGCCCUAAAUGUUCAAAGGUCGUGCUCCGUAGUAAUGUGGCCGGGCAUUUACAGAGCAAAUGCGAAGACUAUGCAAUGCCUCAGACGUCCCGGGCUCUAGAGAAGUCAGACAAUGACCAAAAAGCAAUGAUGGCGGCUCUCAAUACAAGCUUAAACAUGCGAGUAGUUGAAAUGAGAGACAGGCUAGACGCACUUAUUAGUGAUCAUACUGCUCAAUGUGAUCGCCUAAAUGAGAUUUCCCGUUGCAUGAACACGGUCAAAGAAGCACUGCUACAAAGGUCAAGCGAAAGUAGUACACUGGAUCGCAUUGCCAUACAAUCUACAGUCACUAUAACGUCAGUCAGAGAAGUCGAGGAAACACUGUUGGACCACAGCGAAGAGACGCGUUUUCUUACAGGAACCAUAACUGAUUCAAUAAAAGAGCUGCAUGAUUGUUCAGAACACACGUGGCGAACUGUCAACCACCUGGACGAAAGCAAUACGGAAAGCAGGUCUCAAGCGGAUGACUUGAUAACAUGGUUGACUGGGAAUAGCGUUUUAAUCAAGAGAACUUGUGAAAGUGUUCAUGUGCUGAAGGAAACCUUUGGGCAAGUGUUGGACGAUGCAGCAAGUACAAUCUGCAGAAAGUGCGCAAGAAGGGUUGCUGGCAUUGGUGAAGUGAAGGACACUGAGACGGAAGUAGGGCCGAGCGCAUUGAAUAAAAAAAGAGAAAUGGCCUUCAACACGAUCAACAUUAGGCGAUAUGAGUUUAUUGCUAGGAAAUUCAAAGAAAUGAAAGAAAGCGCCUAUUUAGAAGGCAUUCAUUCUUACUGGAGUGAAAAGAUGUACAUCUCUGGCUAUCACCUGUCGCCAGGAGUGUGCUUUAGAAAAGACGGAGGUCAAGUGUUAGUGCAUGCUGCUUUUCAGGUGCACAAGGGUGUCGUCGACGAAUUUCUUCAAUGGCCUUUCAAUCAGAGCAUUCAGCUGACCAUCAAACAUCCAUUGGGAAACAACCCGUGCCAGAAGGUGGCUAAUGCUUCCGAUAAUCUUAUGCACGUUGGAAGACCGGAAGAAUCAUGUAACAAAGAGUGUUAUUCCGCACUCUGUUUUUUUCCCUCAGAUUAUCUGGAACAUCACGGGUACGUCACGAACGACGAACUUCAUAUAGGGUGGGAGCUUGUUUCGAAUGACGUCGCAAAGUAAAUGAGCCGAGAAUUUUAUGUAUUCUAUUAAACACGUAUGCCGUUAUACUUUUCGGGAACAAACGUCGAUCUCCCAGAUACCUUUGUUGAAAGCGAAAUAAAGCUUCUUGCUGAA